Molecule: messenger RNA, 2632 nt
Organism: Bombina bombina (fire-bellied toad)
Lineage: Eukaryota; Metazoa; Chordata; Amphibia; Anura; Bombinatoridae
Gene: LIMD1
Product: LIM domain containing 1
Exons: 9
Coding region: 505-2403 (632 amino acids)
Biological process (GO): negative regulation of hippo signaling; regulation of DNA-templated transcription; positive regulation of miRNA-mediated gene silencing
Cellular component (GO): nucleus; adherens junction; transcription regulator complex
Molecular function (GO): transcription corepressor activity
Source: RefSeq, a predicted model, not a curated record
UGAAAUGUUCCUGUUGGGCAGCUGCUGCCUUUGCUUCCUGUUUACUAGGUUGUAAAACUGCCAUCAAAACUACGACAGUGAACUCCUUAUCUUGUGCAGGAGGUGACACGCUCCGUUAUAAUUUAUACUGGGGCCGAUGGCAGCAUGACACUUCAAAAGCGUUUUUGGUGAAUAAAAUAUAUAUACACCAUUGACUUAUGGCAGGAAUAUGAAAAUAAACAAUGUGGUGUAGGACGAUUUAAACUUCUCUCAACGAAGUGUUCUGAAUAAUCUUGGAAUCAGCAAAUUUAAAAAGAAAAGAAGAAAUAGUUUGUUUUUUUUUAUCCACGUUUGUAUUUUUUUUCGGUGUUUUUACAAAAAUACUAAGCUAGUAAAUAUUUUUGUUUCUUUACUGAACUGUUUUGCAUUACAAAGAUAAAUAAUAAAGUUGGCCAACAAUAGGAUUCUACAACUUCAUAGAUAGUAUUCUAGCAAAAUUCUUAUUUGUUUUCCAAGUGUAAAAGAAUGGAUCAGUAUGAUGAAUUAGGGUUGGAAGCAAGCAAAUUCAUUCAGGACCUGACUUUAUAUGAAGCCUCCAAAGAUGGGCUUUUUCGUGUGGAUAAAGGAGUUACCAAUAAGCCUGAAUUUGAAAUGACUCGAAAAGUUUUUGCUGCAAAGAUGGCAAAAAUACAUCUUCAGCAUGAGCAAGAACAUGAUUUGAACUCAAAUUAUGGCUCUGCAAAUGGUGGGAACAGUGGAGUCAAGCAGUUUGGAUAUUCACUACCUAAAGUAUCUGAAGAGCUGGAGAGUGCUCAGCCUGAACAUGGCGUCAAAAGUUCACUCAAUUAUUUUGGUACAUCACUUCCUCCGGCAAAUGCUGUAGACAUUUCUGCUCUGUCAUUUGCUAGUCACCAACACCAUCCAUCUGAUAUUAAACCAUCCCAUGACCAUAACAGAUCCAGCCUUGGGCCUGCUAGAGACUCUUCGUUUCCUGAAAGACGAUAUUCAGGGGAAACUUUAAGUGGCCGCCCUAACAGAGUAGGACAGAUUUUUCAUUCACAACAAUAUGGGUACGAUAAUUCUUUGCAAUCAAGCAAUCAAAGCUUAAAAACUGGGGUUGCAAAGCAUGUUGAUAAUGAUAACCGAACAGUAAAUACGCAGCCUAACACUGCGUCUUUUCAUCCAUCUCUAGAAAACUAUGAGUCUUUUAUGAACCCUAGAAAGUCUGCUGAAAAUGAGCAUGGUACACAUAUAACUGAUAUACAAUCAAGUAGGUACUAUGAUCACUUUCCAUCUACUUCUUGUCGUACUUUUACUCCAGUGACAUCCUCUUUUGGAGAAGACAUAUCGAAUGAUUUUGUGCAACAUAGAUCUUCUUCCUUUUCAGCACCAAAAAGCACUUCUUUGGAGAGAGUGUCAAGCCAAUUAAAUCACCUUGAAUCAAAAGCUGAAAUGAAUGAAUUUAAUAAUAGGGGGAGUAGACGUGAAAGUGAUCCUAAUCCAGGUUCCAGGCCAUCUCUUUCUGGUUCCAUACCAUCUUAUCCCCCACAGUCAAAUACUCACUGCUCUGGUACCAUAAACGAGUGUCAGGCCCUUUCAGAUAACUGGAUUCAGACAGAAUCAGAUGAAACUGGACAUGCAAAUGUGUUACAAGACAAGUCCACUCACAUAAAAGUAAAGCUGCCUUGUCAAGCCCUCUCGCAACCUUUGAAACCAGGUUCAUCUACAGCAGAAAAGAAAUUAGAUGCUCUUACAAGACAUCUGGAACAUGAAAUGGAUGCACAUCCUAAGGCUGAUUAUUUUGGAACUUGUGUAAAAUGCAAAAAAGGUGUUUAUGGUGCUCUUCAAGCUUGUCAAGCGAUGGGAAACCUCUACCACGAUGGAUGUUUUACCUGCAGUGCCUGCAGUAGAAAACUCAGAGGAAAGGCUUUCUAUUUUGUUAGUGGAAAAGUAUUCUGCGAGGAAGACUUUUUGUAUUCUGGGUUUCAUCAGUCUGCGGACAAAUGCAAUGUAUGUGAUCACUUGAUCAUGGAUAUGAUCCUGCAAGCCUUAGGAAAAUCAUACCAUCCUGGUUGCUUCAGAUGUGUGGUUUGCAAUGAGUGCCUUGAUGGAGUUCCUUUUACUGUGGAUGCAGCAAAUAAGAUCUACUGUGUGAGAGAUUAUCACAAGGUCCUGGCUCCAAAAUGUGCUACGUGUGGCCUCGCAAUUCUGCCACCAGAGGGUACAGAUGAAACCAUUCGAGUAGUAUCUAUGGAUAAAGAUUAUCAUAUAGAAUGUUACCGUUGUGAGGAUUGUGGACUUGAACUUAACGAUGAGGAGGGACAUCGGUGUUACCCACUAGAUAACCAUUUGCUUUGUCAUAAUUGUCAUCUCCAACACCUUGAGAAAGACCUUCAGCCAUCAAAUAACUACUCUCACUUAUAAUCUUAAUCAUGGCAUAUGUUAGAGAGAUCUAUGUAGCACAUAGAAAAAGCUCGGGCCAAAACAAAUGAAGUCAAAUUUGUCUGCACAGAAUCAUUUGACACUUUUUUUUUUUAAAGUGAUAGUAAACUUUCCCCUUUGUAUAAAGAGAUCUAGAAUGUUUUCAAUAUUUUAGAUGGCGUUUAUUCAUCAGUUGUAAUGAAUAUGCGCUUUAACUUACUUUUCUCCAACA